This is a messenger RNA of Ambispora gerdemannii, 828 nucleotides long. NCBI's taxonomy places the organism in Eukaryota, Fungi, Glomeromycota, Glomeromycetes, Archaeosporales, Ambisporaceae. The record is from the annotation of a GenBank genome assembly.
AUGGAUAAUUGGAAAUUAUACACAAAUAAUCGUUAUUACAAAACCAAUAAAGCUGAUGACGAAGAGAAUGUCACGCUUAUUAAUAACGUCAACAAAGACGGGAGCGACACCGACAGUUUUAUGAGUGAUUUAAGUGUGAAUGAAACACAAGAAAAAUUUACUCAACUUAAAAUCACCAGAGAUGAAGAAAACAACUAUAAUAAUCAAUUAACGGAUUUUGUAGAAAAUAAUCAUACUGUAGAAAAGUUGUCGCAAACACCAAUAAUCGAACAACCUCAAAAAUCUUACAAUUACAUUCACAACCAAUACACCCAGCAAGAUUUUCGUCAAACAGGACUAGAUAAAAGAAACGCAUUCGGAAAUUUUGUAGAGCUAUAUCGCCAUUUCUAUACGGAUGACCGUUUCGUGCGAGAUCUUUCAGUAUUUGUGUAUCUCGAACAACUCGUCAUCUAUCUGGAGCGUAAUAUUCACACGUUGGCAUCCGAAGUGACAAUGUUUCUUCCAUCGAUUAUCGAAUUAGUUGCAAGGUAUGUCCCCGAAUUCGAAAUUGUGUUUGUAGAACAUUACAAAUUUAAUGGCCACGGGUUUUAUGGGAUUAUUAAUGUGGCGGAGUUGUUGGUGGAUUUGGAUGCUGGUGAUAUACAAUCAACAACAUCUUCGACUACAAACAAGUACAGCGAUAUUAUUAAUGAUAGUCGAGUAAAAGCGAAUCAUGAUGAACCACCAGAAUAUGACAUGAGCAUCAUCGUUGAGUGUAACACAGAUGUAAAUGAUGUUUCGGAUAUCGAAAGUAUCACCACUGAAGGAGGAGAAUGGCAUUGCGUUUAA